AUGGCGCUCUCCAAGUUCACCUUAUACCUCGAUGCAGGCUCGGCAUCACUCUAUCUCAGCGUCGCUUUCAUCGUCUAUUAUGUAGUCUCAUCUGUCAUAGCCUACGGUCGUCUCCGCCAAUUCCCCGGCCCUCUCAUCGGACGCUUCUCUUACCUAUGGCUCAUAUCAAACGCGCGCUCCGGCCGGCCGGCCGAACACUUCACCAACCUCAACAGGAAACAUGGCUCCCUGGUCCGCAUUGGCCCAAACGACCUCGUCACCGACGACCCGGAUAUCCUACGUCGCAUGAACGCUGCGCGCUCUACUUACGGCCGAUCAUCCUGGUACGAUACCACGAAGCUAAACCCUCACGAAGACAGCUUGUUCAGUCUGCGCGACACCGGCGCACAUGAUAGGCUUAAGGCCAAGUGCGCAGCUGGAUAUGCCGGCAAAGAGAACCUGGCGCUCGAAGAUGGCAUCAACUCCCAGGUGGCUGGUUUUGUGGACCUCAUCCGGAGGAAGUAUGUGACUACCGACGACGACGUCAGGCCGAUGGACCUGGGAAAGACAGCACAGUAUUUCACGUUGGAUGUUAUUACCAGAGUUGCGUACGGGAAGGAGUUUGGAUACCUAGCUACUGAUUCGGAUGUCCAUGACUACAUCAGCACAACGGAGGCAGCUAUACCGCUUCUGCAGCUAUGCAGUGAGGUGCCGUGGCUUGCCAGCUUUAUGUUUUCCAAGCCCGUCCUGGGAGCGGUCGGCCCAAAACAUACUGACAAGAGCGGAUUGGGAAAGCUAAUGGGAGUGGCCAAGGAGGUCGUCGGACGACGUUUCGGUACAGAUGCGAAGGAGGAACCUGACAUGCUGGCCAUUAUCUAUGAAGGUCUUCGGAUGUGCGCGCCCUUCACCGGCCUUUGCGCCAAAGAGGUACCCGCCGGAGGAGACACCAUUGAUGGACGCUUCAUUCCCGGUGGUACGCGCAUCGCCCAGAACGUAUGGGGCACGCUCCGUCGCGUCGACGUCUUUGGUAAAGAUGCGGAUCUCUUCCGGCCUGAGCGAUGGAUCGAAGCCGAUGCGGCGACGAGGGAUAAGAUGCAGAAGACAACCGAACUCGCGUUUGGAUAUGGACGAUGGGGUUGUGCGGGAAAGAAUGUUGCGUUUCUCGAGCUGAAUAAAGUGUUUGUUGAAUUGCUUCGCAAUUUUGAGUUCCAGAUUUCGGAUCCCGCUAAGCCUUGGCAUAGCGUGAAUCACAACUUGUUCAUGCAGGAUAACUUCUGGGUAAUGGUUACCGAACACAAUAAUUAA
Molecule: messenger RNA, 1284 nt
Organism: Colletotrichum fioriniae
Lineage: Eukaryota; Fungi; Ascomycota; Sordariomycetes; Glomerellales; Glomerellaceae
Source: RefSeq, a predicted model, not a curated record